CGGUGCUGUGGGCCGCGGGGCCGGGCCUCGCCUCGCCGCCGGCAGCCGGUGCUGUCCGUGCGCCGAGCCAUGCGGGUGUGCGCUGCAGGACGCUGCUAGGAGCCGAGCCCGCCCGGCCCGGUCUCCCCCUCCGGUGCCCUCCACGCCCGCAUGGCAGUGCCGCGGCGGUGACCGUCUCGGAGAAGGUCCGCGUCCCUCGGACGGGCGGCUCUCGGGGUCUCUCAGCCCACGGGGCCGUCCCUGAGGUGAGGAAGAGUGCAUGGUGCUUGUCAAAAUGAGAAAGUGACCAUCAGCGCCUGGCUUGGUGUUCCAGAGCCACCUGGAGCCAGUGCUCAGCCCAGCUGAAGCCGGAGAAGGAAGGAGGAGAAGCACAGCCUGAUCAGGAAUGUUCACCCUUGCGGAAGUUGCAUCACUCAAUGACAUCCAGCCAACUUACCGGAUCCUGAAACCAUGGUGGGAUGUAUUUAUGGAUUAUCUAGCUGUUGUCAUGUUAAUGGUUGCCAUUUUUGCUGGAACCAUGCAGCUGACCAAAGACCAGGUGGUCUGCUUGCCAGUUCUGCAGUCUACUGUAAAUACAAAGCCACAACCCAGCACGUCAGGGAAGGCUGACUUCACCACUGUUGAAACAACCACUGGUCAAGGAGAAGUAACAUCAAUGGGAACGGUUUCUUUUGGAAGUGCCCCUACUGUAACACCUGAUGUACUUCUGAGCAGAGCUACCUCUUCUCAGUAUCAACCCACUGAAUCAGGCCAGGAGCUGAAAAAGGAACAGAAAGAUUCCUCAGGCCGUAAAACCAAUUUGGAUUUUCAGCAAUAUGUAUUUAUUAACCAGAUGUGCUAUCAUUUGGCUCUUCCUUGGUAUUCUAAGUAUUUUCCCUAUCUUGUUCUCAUCCAUACUAUCAUUUUAAUAGUCAGUAGCAAUUUUUGGUUCAAAUAUCCCAAGACUUGCUCAAAAAUUGAGCAUUUUGUGUCUAUAUUAGGGAAAUGCUUUGAGUCCCCUUGGACUACCAAAGCCUUGUCUGAAACAGCAUGUGAGGACUCGGAGGAGAACAAACAGCGGUUAACUGGUGCCCAGUCCCUACCCAAGUAUGUUUCCACUAGCAGUGAUGAAGGAAGCCCAAGUGCCAGCACUCCCAUGAUAACUAAGUCUGGCUUCAAGUUUUCAGCUGACAAGCCAAUGAUUGAGGUUCCCAGCGUCACUAUCUUAGAUAAGAAAGACGGAGAGCAAGCCAAAGCACUGUUUGAAAAAGUGCGUAAGUUCCGAGCUCACGUGGAGGACAGUGAUCUGAUUUACAAGCUGUACGUUGGCCAGACUGUCAUCAAGACUGUCAAGUUCAUAUUUAUUCUCUGCUAUACUGCAAACUUUGUCAACACCAUCAGCUUUGAACACAUCUGCAACCCAAAAGUGGAACACCUGAUUGGUUACACCCAGUUUGAGUGCACACACAACAUGGCUUACAUGUUGAAGAAGCUGCUCAUCAGCUAUAUUUCCCUCAUUUGUGUCUAUGGCUUUAUCUGCCUCUACACCCUUUUCUGGCUGUUCCGAAUACCUUUGAAAGAAUAUUCCUUUGAGAAGGUCAGAGAAGAGAGUAGCUUCAGUGACAUUCCCGAUGUCAAGAACGACUUUGCAUUUCUCUUGCACAUGGUAGAUCAGUACGACCAGUUGUAUUCCAAGCGCUUCGGUGUCUUUCUGUCAGAGGUAAGUGAAAACAAGCUACGGGAAAUCAGUUUAAACCAUGAGUGGACUUUUGAGAAGCUGCGGCAACACGUUUCCCGCAAUGCCCAGGACAAGCAGGAGUUGCACCUCUUCAUGCUGUCGGGGGUCCCCGAUGCCGUGUUUGACCUGACAGAUCUGGAUGUAUUGAAACUGGAGCUGAUUCCUGAAGCUAAAAUCCCAGCGAAAAUCUCCCAGAUGACAAAUCUCCAGGAGCUUCACCUGUGCCACUGCCCUGCCAAGGUUGAGCAGACUGCAUUCAGCUUCCUGCGGGACCACUUGAGAUGCCUUCAUGUGAAGUUCACAGAUGUUGCAGAGAUUCCUGCGUGGGUGUACCUGCUCAAAAACCUCCGGGAGUUGUACUUGAUAGGCAACUUGAACUCUGAAAACAAUAAAAUGAUAGGGCUCGAAUCCCUCAGAGAGUUGAGGCACCUGAAGAUUCUCCAUGUGAAGAGCAAUCUGACCAAAAUCCCCCCCAACAUCACAGAUGUGGCCCCACAUCUGACAAAGCUAGUCAUUCAUAAUGACGGCACUAAGCUUGUGGUACUCAAUAGCCUUAAGAAAAUGACUAAUGUCGCGGAGUUGGAACUGCAGAACUGUGAACUGGAGAGAAUUCCCCACGCCAUCUUCAGCCUCUCUAACUUACAGGAACUGGAUUUAAAGUCAAACAGCAUACGCACAAUUGAAGAAAUCAUCAGUUUCCAGCACUUAAAAAGAUUGACUUGUUUAAAGCUGUGGCACAACAAAAUAGUCAACAUUCCUUCCUCCAUUACCCACAUAAAGAAUUUGGAGUCUCUUUAUCUCUCCAAUAACAAACUCGAAUCCUUAUCAGCUGCAGUGUUCAGUUUACAGAAACUAAGGUGUUUAGACGUGAGCUACAACUCCAUCGCGUCAAUUCCAGUGGAAAUAGGGUUGCUUCAAAACCUGCAGCAUUUCCACAUCACGGGCAACAAAGUCGAUGUUUUGCCAAAACAGUUGUUUAAAUGUGUUAAAUUGAGGACUUUGAGUCUGGGACAGAACUGCAUUACCUCAAUCCCAGAUAAAAUAAGUCAACUGCUGCAGCUGACUCACCUGGAACUGAAGGGAAACUGCUUGGACCGCUUGCCAGCCACGCUGGGGCAGUGUCAGCUUCUCAGGAAAAGCGGGCUCAUGGUGGAGGAUCACCUCUUUGAUGCGCUGCCCUCAGAAGUUAAAGAGGUGUUGAACCAAGACACAAGCAUUCCCUUUGCUAAUGGGAUCUAGGUGGAGGUGAAGUGCUCUCUGGUAGCUGACUUCUAAAUGGCAUAUGCUAAACAGUAUGGCGAUUGCGAGACCAUGCGGAGGAAGGACUGCUCUAGCAGGGUUAGAAGAGGUGUAACCAAGUGUUCAAUGUUUGCAGUGUUUAGAAAGAUUAUUUCCAAGAUUUUGGAGAGGAUAAUGAACCUGAAUAAUCUCAAUUCCUUUUUUUUUUUUCUCUCCCCUUAAAUUGUUUGUAACAUGGAUGCUGCCGCUUUUGAAUGUUUACAAAUUUGCUUGCCUGCUUAAAGUAAAUGAUUAAAUUGAUGACCUUUUCUUACUA
Pezoporus occidentalis (night parrot) is the source of this 3272-nucleotide messenger RNA. RefSeq names its product leucine rich repeat containing 8 VRAC subunit D (gene LRRC8D). Lineage: Eukaryota; Metazoa; Chordata; Aves; Psittaciformes; Psittacidae. Gene Ontology annotation, molecular function: protein binding. The transcript has 3 exons. Bases 386 to 2956 code for a protein of 856 amino acids. The record is from RefSeq and is a predicted model, not a curated record.